This is a messenger RNA of Eruca vesicaria subsp. sativa (arugula), 243 nucleotides long. The record is from the annotation of a GenBank genome assembly. Lineage: Eukaryota; Viridiplantae; Streptophyta; Magnoliopsida; Brassicales; Brassicaceae.
AUGAAGCUUAAAGAUCAAGGUAAAUACAAUGAGCAGAAGCUCCUUAAUCUUGAGAAGACGGUAUACGAGCUCUCAAAGAAGAAAUCAAGUGCUAAGCAAAUGGUUUGCCUAUUAGUUGUAAUUGGUUUGGCGUUGUUGCUUCUGCGUGGGAAUAGUUGCAAAAGCUUCAAAGGAGAGUGUACCUUCGGAGUUUCUGCAAUGAAGCUUUUAGACCUUUCUCGUUUAAAAUACAGAAGUGUUUAG